GUAGCCUGGGUGGAGGAGGAGGGAGAGCCUGCUGGGAGAAGCCCCGACUGGGGGCCAUGGGGGGACAGGUGAGGCUGCCGCCUGAAGAGCCCUGCCAGAAAGGCUAUGUGCUGUCUCUGCUCUGCCCAAACUCCUCCCAGGCCUGGUGUGAGAUCACAAACGUGUCGCAGCCUCUGGCUUUUCCUGUCCUCUACAGGGACCUGAAUGCCAGCAUAAGCACCUUGAGCAGUUCUGCAAAAGUUGAAAACAAAUACAGUCUGUAUGUGGGCCUGGUGCUGGCGGUCAGUUCCAGUAUUUUUAUCGGCUCCAGCUUCAUACUGAAAAAGAAGGGCCUCUUGCAACUGGCCAAGAAGGGCGUUACCAGAGCUGGGCAAGGUGGACAUUCUUACCUCAAGGAAUGGCUCUGGUGGGCAGGAUUACUGUCAAUGGGAGCCGGCGAAGCGGCGAAUUUUGCAGCCUACGCUUUUGCACCUGCCACCUUGGUCACCCCGCUGGGUGCUCUGAGUGUUCUAAUAAGUGCAAUAUUGUCUUCCUACUUUUUAAAUGAGCACUUGAACAUCCAUGGGAAAAUAGGCUGCAUAUUAAGUAUAUUGGGGUCAACCGUGAUGGUUAUCCAUGCCCCACAAGAAGAGGAAGUCACUUCUUUGCAUGAAAUGGAAAUGAAAUUGAGAGACCCAGGAUUUAUUUCCUUUGCUGUGAUCAUAACUGUGAUCUCAUUGGUGCUGAUUUUGAUCGUGGCUCCCAAGAAGGGACAGACCAAUAUAUUGAUCUACAUUUCAAUAUGUUCAUUGAUUGGAGCGUUUUCAGUGUCUUCUGUCAAGGGUCUGGGAAUCGCCAUCAAGGAACUGUUGGAAUGGAAGCCAGUUUACAAGCAUCCUCUGGUCUUCGUUUUGCUGGCUGUACUUGUGCUCUCGGUGAUGACACAGAUUAACUAUCUCAACAAGGCCCUGGACACCUUUAAUACAUCUCUUGUGACUCCCAUCUAUUAUGUAUUCUUCACGUCCAUGGUAGUAACUUGCUCCGCCAUCUUAUUCCAAGAAUGGUACGGCAUGAAAGCUAGAGAUAUCAUUGGGACGCUGAGUGGGUUCUUUACCAUUAUCAAUGGCAUCUUCCUUCUAAACGCUUUUAAGCACACUAACAUUACCUGGAGUGACCUGACAUCCACUACUCAGAAAGAAGUCCUCUCUCUGAAUGGUAGUGAAGACAAGUAUGUCCUACUAGAGAACACAGAAUGUUCAACCCCAGGAUUCAAUGAUGACAUUACCUUGUUUAGCAGGACUGAUGAUCAAAGUCUCUAGCAACCCUGAACUUUAACCAAUAUAAGACACCUGAAGGGGAUAGGAAAUGCCUGAUUUUUUUGAAGAACUAUUAGGAAAGCUGGCAUUUUUAAAGUUCUAACUAAUAAUCUAGAUGUGAGACCAAAAAAAAAAAAAAAAGGAGGCCUUCCUUUUUGGCCACCAAAUUUGAAAGUCAAGAUUUGGAUCCUCCCCCCAGAAGACUUCUACUGUUUUUCAUUUCUACAAACUUGAAAUAUUCUCUAAGCACAAAAGAAUUUAGGGUUACAUGAGUUUCCAAGUAAUCUCUUCUGGUCACAAUAUAUUUGUCUCUGCCAAGUGGCUCUUCAUUUCUUUGGCUGCUAUUCUUAGUAAUUCAUAGAUAAACUUAACUAUGUGCUGAUUAGCAAAGUAUCAAUCAUCAUUCUCUGAUGACUCAUAGUUUCAAAUUAUUAAACCUGAGAAGUGAGAUUACUGAUGCC
Molecule: messenger RNA, 1756 nt
Organism: Lontra canadensis (Northern American river otter)
Lineage: Eukaryota; Metazoa; Chordata; Mammalia; Carnivora; Mustelidae
Gene: NIPAL1
Product: NIPA like domain containing 1
Exons: 6
Coding region: 57-1298 (413 amino acids)
Biological process (GO): magnesium ion transport
Cellular component (GO): membrane
Molecular function (GO): magnesium ion transmembrane transporter activity
Source: RefSeq, a predicted model, not a curated record